Messenger RNA from Cordyceps fumosorosea ARSEF 2679, 789 nucleotides. Its product is annotated as F-box domain protein. The record is from RefSeq and is a predicted model, not a curated record. Bases 1 to 789 code for a protein of 262 amino acids. NCBI's taxonomy places the organism in Eukaryota, Fungi, Ascomycota, Sordariomycetes, Hypocreales, Cordycipitaceae. The transcript has a single exon.
AUGCCCAUGACGCUCGAUGACCGACUGGCAGGCAUGUACAGCAACUUCAUGCUGACGAAACCACUCGAUCCCGACGAGGCCGACAAAAGCCUCUCGGCCGAUUACCCUUACCACCACAUCUGGCCACCACCAGCCAUCCCGGCUCGACACCAUGUUGCCGGCAUCGAAUCCGGACAAGCCGUGGCGCAGACAUCCACCCAUGACAGGCCUCGACGCCGGUCUCAAGUGUCCGAUCAGACCUUCCGCAUCAGGCAAUGGAUGGAGCUCACCGGAACACCGCCGCCGCCGUUGCCCUGGGCUGGUGCGCCUUUACAUAACGGUAACGCUGGUGCGGCUCCCAUGGGCGUGCAUAUUGGCGAAGAAAUCGUUACAUACUCCACUCUAGAUCCCACGCUAUACACACCGACGGCCACGAAACCGUGGCGCGGGAUCUGGGUCGGCGACUACAGUGGUCACGGCUGCGAAUUUCUAUUGGUGAACCAGCCAGACGAUCUCCCAGCCACCGAUCUUGAGCUCGGUCUGGAGCGAGGUGACACGGAGACGGAGGACGAGUGGCAGAGGCGGCGGCUCGAUGCACGGAUAUACAGAGGCCGACUCGAGGCCAUCAAGCUGACCGGCGACCCGAAUAUACCUCGCGGCGAAUAUACAUUUGUGGCUGAUGAUCUUGGCCCGGCCGGGUAUGUGGGCGAUGCCCAGGACGAAAUGUUUGCUGGUGCUCGCAUGGUGAGAAGCAAAGGACAUGUGGCUGCAGCCGGGUUCCAUCGGGGUACGUACUGCCGACCGCAAUAA